AUCUUGCGAACGCUGAAGGGCUAUGAUUCCUACAACUCCCUGCUGCUGCCUCCCCGCCUUCCAGGGGAAAAGCUGCCCCCAGAGGUGUAUGAAUACUUUAAGGAGAUGAAGCGGUCAAAAGAGGAGCAGAUGAAGGUGAAAUAUCUGGAGAGUCUGGCGCAGGAGAACGAAGAGGACGAUGGUCCCUUGUCAGAACAGGGAACCUCUGCCAGCACAAAGAGGACCUCGCUUAGCCGAGGGAUCUCUGUCACAUCCAACCUGGAAGAGCAGCGUAUCCCAAUGGUCAAGUCCAAGACCUACCCAGAUGAAGAGGAGGAUGAAGAAAGCCUGGAAAACAUCAUGUUUCAAACUGACAAGAUUCAGAACAUUGACAGCCACUUUGCAGAGGAGGUUGGGGAAGUAGAGAACAACCCAGUGAGCAAGGCCAUUGCUCGCCACCUGGGCAUUGACAUUUCUGCAGAAGGCCAUAUGGCCAAGAACCGGAAAGGCAUCGCCAUCAUCAUCCAUGGGACGCCCUUGUCAG
This is a messenger RNA of Physeter macrocephalus (sperm whale), 523 nucleotides long. RefSeq names its product hydrocephalus-inducing protein homolog. The record is from RefSeq and is a predicted model, not a curated record. The transcript is spliced from 3 exons. Gene Ontology annotation, biological process: axonemal central apparatus assembly; cilium movement. The annotation marks the transcript as partial. Gene Ontology annotation, cellular component: axoneme. Lineage: Eukaryota; Metazoa; Chordata; Mammalia; Artiodactyla; Physeteridae.